CCGGCCCCAGAUAGCACGGGAGCUCAUCGAGAUGUGUCGGGUGUGCACGAGCGUGACCCCAGACGAGCCCCAGGUGUGGCUGGGGUCAGACAAGGCCUUCACCUACGACUACGUCUUCGACAUGGGCACCCUGCAGGGGGAGGUCUACGACACCUGCGUGGAAGGGCUCAUCGAGGGAUGCUUCGAUGGCUACAACGCCACCGUGCUCGCUUAUGGCCAGACCGGCUCGGGGAAGACCUACACCAUGGGCACAGGACUCGAGGUGGACUCCAGGGAGGACACUGUGGGCAUCAUACCCCGGGCAGUGGACCACCUCUUCAGGGGCAUAGAGGAGAGGAGGGCGGCCGCCAAGGAGGCGGAGACCACGCCCCCCGACUUCAAGAUUACCGCCCACUUCAUGGAGCUUUACAACGAGGAGAUCAUUGACCUGUUCGAACCCGACUUCAGGGGAUCGGGUAAAGGUGGAGUUCGUAUCCAUGAGGACGCUGGCGGGGGGAUAUACGUCACGGGCAUCUCAACGCGCACGGUCACGUCCAUGGAGGAGACGAUGCAGUGCCUCAGGGCGGGUGCCUUGUCUCGGACGACGGGUUCGACCAACAUGAACACCCAGUCCUCCAGGUCGCAUGCGAUAUUCACCCUUCUAGUCAAACAGCAGAGGUUGUCUCCUAUACAGGACCCAGAAAACCCCGAAGAAGUCCCUGAGUUCGAAACGCUAACGGCCAAGUUCCACUUCGUUGAUCUGGCAGGAUCAGAACGUCUGAAACGAACUGGAGCCACUGGUGAAAGGGCUCGGGAGGGAAUUUCCAUUAACUGUGGACUGCUAGCCUUAGGAAAUGUGAUUUCAGCUUUGGGGGACAUCAGCAAAAAGGCAUCCCAUGUCCCUUAUAGGGACUCCAAAUUGACACGCUUACUUCAGGAUUCUCUUGGAGGCAACAGUAGAACACUGAUGAUAGCCUGUGUGUCUCCCAGCGACACGGACUUCAUGGAAACGCUCAACACCUUGAAGUACGCCAACCGAGCUCGUAACAUCAAGAACAAGGUCACCGUGAACCAGGAUAAAGCCAGCAAGGCCAUCGCCUUGCUACGGCAGGAGAUUCAACAGCUGAAGAUCGAGUUGAUGGAGUACAAACAGGGCAAACGCAUCAUCAGCGAAGACGGAUGCGAGGCUGUGAAUGAUAUGUACCACGAGAACCAGAUGCUCGCAAGCGAGACAAACAACAUGCGGAACAGAAUCAAGGCUAUGCAGGAGACCAUCGACAUGCUGACGACCAAGAACACGGCCCUCUUGGCUGAGAAGGAAACGAGUGGUUGGAUCAGCUCUGGCGAAGACACCGAUAUGGCGACAGUCAUCCAGGGUUACCUCAAGGAAAUCGAAGACCUCAGAGCCAAGCUCUGCGAGAGCGAGAAUCUCUGCCAACAGCUGAGGAAACAACUUAACAAUCAGGCAAACAGACCAGCAAGACUGUCAGGCUCACCUUUGCAUGUGCCUAUGUCAGGUUCAAUGUUUGGCGUCAUGGACGAGCCAACUCAGAGCUUCACCGAGCUCAUAGAAGAAGCCAAGAGAGACCUCACCAAAGAUUUGCAAGUCAUGGAAAGAAAGAAACGAGUAUCGGAAGGCUCUGGGUCGGCUGACGACGAAGAAAAUGAAGAGGAAGAAGGAGGCGCCGACGAUGACAACGAGGAGGACGUGGAAAGUUCUGAUGAGAGUGGAGAAGACAAAGAAACAUAUUGCUGGGGAUUUUACAACGAAGAUGAGGAUGAUGAAUCGGAUGUAGAGGUCCCUGAAGAAAACUACACAGAGGAACUGGCUGAGUUGACGAGUGAAAUCUCCAUCAAACAGAAGCUGAUCGAGGGGUUGGAGCAGAGUCAGCGACGUCUCGAGACUAUGAGACAACAAUACGAGGACAAGCUGAACAUGUUGAUGAACAGGAUAAGAGCCACCCAGGAAGAAAGAGAUAAGGUCUUAUCGAACAUCAAGUCAGGGUCGUCCCAAAGUGACGAGAAGAUCAAGUCAAUCAAGAAGGAGUACGAGAGGAAGAUAGGCAACAUGCAGCAGGAAAUGAAGAAGCUCCAAGCUGCACAGAAAGAGCAUGCGAAACUGAUGAGGGAGAGGUCGCAGCACGAGAGACAGCUGAGGACGCUGAAGAAUGAUCUGGCUGAAAUGAAGAAAGUGAAGGUCAAGCUCAUGAAUAAAAUGAAAGAGGACAACAACAGGGCGAAGCAGGACCAGAUGAGGAAGAACAAGGAGAUCGCCCAGCUUCGCAAAGCCUCCCGCAAGCAGGAGAACUACAUAAAGAGCUUAGAGGCUGAUAAUAGACUUAAGAAUGUCGUGUUGAAGAGGAAAACGGAGGAGAUUGCAGUAUUAAAGAGAGCUCCCAAGCAGGGGCUUAGUAAUAAGGCGGCCGGAAGGCUUAGGAGAAAGGUUGGAGCAGGACAUCUUACUAACUUCUCGCCCAAGGUUGCCAAAAACAAGUGGCAGAAUUUGGAACAGUCGAUAAACAAGGUUGCGUACAACAAACAGACUGUCAGCAGCAUGGAACGGGAUAUGGAGAGAUGGCUGAAGGAGAGAGAGUCGUUGAGCAGGCAGCUAGAACGGGUAAUGAGAAAGAGAGAGAGGUCGGACCCAUCCGACAUUGCCAGCUACAACGACAUGAACGAUCAGGUGGAAGCUCUGAAAGCCAACAUCGACUACAUUCACGAAAACAUUCGGGAAUGUCAAGAGAACAUCAUGAGUAUGGAGGAAAGUAAGGAAACUUCGGAGCUGCUUCACUCCGACAACAUCACCUCCGGCUUGGGUGUCGAUGAGUCCCACUACUUAAUUAAUAAGCUUAUAACCAUGACAGUCUCCCAGGCUACUCUGGCAGCACAAAGACAGGCAGAGAUCUCGGAACUGGAGGGAAAAAUGAAGCAGUACGAACAGACGACAAGCGUGCAAGAACAGCUCCUGGCACAUGUUUUAGGGGACAAGGACAUGGAAGUGUACAGCUUGAUGUCAUCUCUCGUCGCUGCGGAAGACAACACGCCUGCGUCCACCGAGUCUUCCAGAUCUAAUUCUCCGACAGAUGGCCUGAUGGAGUCAUCUGCCACUUCGCUAGUCUUCUCAUCCGAUUCCCUAAAAAGGAGGGACAAAGCGCGGCGCAAAACAGCCACCACAGAGGACAUGCUCUUCAACAACGGCUCCGAGAAGAAUGGAAACGCCAGCGGAACGGAUGCCAGUGCCAACACGACUCCGGUGGGAACAAUAGUAGGUGCCAUGCCCAUCGUAGCGUUGGAACGUCUGGCUGCCGAGCGGGCAUCUUCGGACCGGAUGAGCAGGAGCCACGUUGGAGACAGGAUGACCACAAGUCUUGAGGGAACUCUUGGUGAAGAUGGGCUUUUGAUGCCUCCACCUUCUGGGUCCCACAGGGCCGUCCCUCGGGUCACGUCGGCUCCGAAUCCUCUCAAAAAUCUGAUGACCAAUCGAGCAGACAAAUCAUCACCCAUUCUUAGUCGCAAGUCAUACGAGCGCCAGGAAUCCACUUCUCCCCGCCUGGGCAGAAGGUCCCUCACGUCUCUUAGCACGUCUAAUCUAAAUUAUUCGAGGCAAAGCUCAGUAGAUAAUAAUCCAGAAAUGACCCCUCCCACCUCCCCUACGACGUACCGGCGAUCGACUUCUCGGGAGGAGAACGUCUUUUCGAGGUUGACUUCAACCACCUCCUCUACGCGGGAAGCGAGGCCCGACACUGGCGUGAUUAAUCCACAUGCUGGCAGGGUAAGCCAGCGCUCUGUCCUAGCCUGUACACAUGUAGCUCAGGGUCACUCUAAAGCUGUUCUGUCAGUCUAUGCUACUGACGACCUCCUCUUCUCUGCAUCCAAAGAUCGUACUGUUAAGAUGUGGGAUUUGGUUAGAGGGCAGGAAAUCCAGUCAUUAGGAGGACAUCCCAACAAUGUCAAUUGCGUCAGGUACUGCGAAUCGCAGCGAGUUUGUUUUUCUGUUUCCUCGUCAUUUAUCAAGGUCUGGGACAUCCGCGAGAACCCCGCCAAGUGUAACAAGAUGCUGACCUCAUCAGGUUUGGCCUCAAGCGGCGUCACGCAAAUCAGCACCCAGUCCAGAACGUUGCAGAUGCCCCCCGGAGAGACCUUAAUCACGGAUAUUGCCAUAUCGACAUCUACUAAUAUCUUGUACUCUGCAGCUGGGAAUAUUGUCAGAAUAUGGGACUUGAGGAAGCACACAGCUGUAGGGAAACUCGCAGGGGGUCACCAGGCAGCUGUUAUGUGCCUUGCUGUUGACUCGACUAUUCCAGGCCAAGACGUCAUUGCAACUGGGUCAAAAGAUCAUUAUAUUAAGGUAUUCGACGUCGCAUCCAGUAACUCUGGUUUGGUUAACCCAAGGCUAAAUCUAGACCCUCCGCACUAUGAUGGCAUCCAGUCCCUGGCAUUGUAUGGCGACACUCUCUUCUCAGGAUCUCGUGACAUGUGUAUUAAGAAGUGGGACCUGCAGCGGGGUGAGCACGUGCAGUCAUUGAACAAUGCGCACAAGGACUGGGUGUGUGCGCUUUGUUUCACACCAGGAGGCCAGAUUGUUCUCUCAGGUUGCCGUGGGGGAGUCAUCAAAAUGUGGUCGGCUGAAAGUUGCCAGCUGAUCGGUGAAUUGAGAGCGCACGCUUCGCCAAUCAAUGCCAUCACCACCAAUUCUACAUGUAUCUUUACUGCGUCCAAUGAGGGAGAUAUCCGCGUUUGGAGACCCCUCGUGGGUGUAGCAGCUGGCAGAACUUUUGAGCUGUCUCUCUAAGCUUCCUCUGAGCUACGCGGCAAAAGUGAACGAUUGCACCAUCGGCAUGUGGCGUAUGAGGACGAGUUACGACGUUUCGCCCGAGCUUUCCGACGCUUCGUGACCUGAGGUUGCGCAGCCGUUUCUGUGGGAUCCUGCAUUUUAGGGCCUGCGUUUGUAAGUAACGGCUUUGAAUCUGCUCUCCUAAGAAAAAUGGAAGGAAGCUGCAGAAACAAGUCUCCAGUAUCUCAUGAAGCUCUGAAAGAAACUUGACAGUUUCUCAUGAAGAAUAACUUAAUUUAAUUCACAGCUCUUUCUGGAACACAAAACGUUCGUUCCGCGGAACUGAGAUGAUAAUAAUGUAAGAUGUUUAGAAAAGUGACCAGUCUCACAUCUAUCUGUAAAAUAUCUUUCCUUGACAUCUGUUAUUGUUGUUGUAAGAUCAGAGUACAGAUACCACUAAAUACCAGAACUUAUUUUAGAGGUUAUCUCAUUUUUUUUUUUACUGUGCUGCAUACUUUGCUGUCUGCAAAACUUCUUUAGCAGUACUACGUAAGUAAUUUCAGUGUAAGGUGCUGCAACUUCAAGGUUUUAUUAAUGUAUUUUUUAUUGAUAGACAUUUUACAGUUUUAGAUGCGAAAUUUUUAAAGAUUGUUGUUUUAAAUGAUUAUAUACAUUUCUCUUGUGUGCAGGUAAAGUUACUGUAUUUGUCAAACUUUGUGCAUUAUUCUCUUCUUUGUACCAUUAAAAAAUAUGGUAGUUUGAGUUCUGUAAUACAAAGAAAGGUCAUUCAUAUGGUCCUAGGCAGCCUUGAUAAUUAGGUACAUAGUUAUAUUUUAGUUAGUUUCAAUAAUCAUUUGCUAAAGUAAAAAAUAGAAUGGUUUUUAAUUUUAUGCUACAGUGAAUGAGCCUUCACCACUGGUUGGUGUGCAAUCAUUUACCUAAGAUUUCUGCUUGCACGUUGAGGAGCUUCGUAUAACUUCAAAAAGAAGACGACGAAUUACACUCGAACUUAUGGUAUUAUUGACACGCGAUAUUUAAUUAACACUUUUAGCGAUACCAGUAGACAUUUAUGCGAGAGAAAGCAGUAUAUGUAAUUUAUGUGUGAUUGUCCUAAGCUUGUGGUUCGUCAUGUGCCUUGCUUUGUGCCUUCUUAGAGAAGGGUGUUAUAUGCAUUUCUCCAUCUUGUUUUUACCCAGUUCGAUCAUAAACAAACGCCUCUCGAUUGUAAGCCCUGUUAAAUGUCGAGGUCGAUGAUACGUUAUAUAACACUAGUAAGCAACUUGCAUUGUGUGUUUUCCCCACAACUAAGAGUUAUGUGAACUUCAAGUUAGCAAUGCAUACUUUCAUCUCAGCCACUAUAUAUAUAACUCCGUGUGAUGACAUUAUGUCUGUUAUUUAUCAAAAUUUUCCAAAGGCAGACGCAAAUAUCUAUCUCAUCAGUAUAAGCGUGAAUGUAACAUAUUUCACAGGAUAAAUAUACUAUAGAGAGUGAAUUAUGUGUAAUCUGCACUCGUUAUAAGUGCAAUAUAGAGGAAUAUUCUUUUUUCAGCCAUUGUGCAUUUCCGUUUUAUGAUAAAAGGAUCAUAGUUCCUCAGAAUGAAAGGUGAGUUUGCAGGGUAUUAUAGUCUUGUGAACAGUAAUAAUUAGUGUCUAUUUAUCUAUUUAAGAAGGGUAAAACUAAUAUCAUUACCCGAACUCCCUUUCUGAUCUUCCAGUACUAAGUCGUGGUUUUUGCCUUUCAUGGUCAAAAUCAGCGUCAACGGGACUUCAAGCUCUCAUGGUGUCUAGUUUCAGUAGUUUUAGGGUCGUAAAUAAUACAUCUCCCACAAAGAUACCAUUAUUUAAAAUAGAGGAAACCAUAUUUUACAGAUGAUUGUGACUGGUCCAUUUCUCAUAAAUCAAGAGGAAAUACAUUUCUUCAAAGAAGCACAUCACUGAAGAUUCUUUUUCUUGAUACCACUCGUAUAACGUAUAUUAUAAUAAUAAACUUUUGCCUCCAAAUGGUUCACACACACACACACACACACACAAACACACACGUCUGCAAUGUUAUGGCGAGAUGACGUCGUCAAGUCACUCGUUAUAGUUGCUGAAAUAGAAAUGAUAGGUUAAUUUGAUUAGGUUUUUCCUCCAAGUAUUGCUUGUGUAGUAAGAUAACAAAAGAUAAAUUUAUUGUAAGUGUUCUCUAUAGGUAAAUUUAAGAUCCUGGCAUGCGGGUGCUGUCUCCAGUUUGAACUGGUGUGCUCUGGUACUGUUUACAGUUUGAACUGGUGUUCUCUAGUGCUGUCUACAGUUUUGACUGGUGUACUCUGUCACCAUUCCCCCCCGUGUCUGCCAUUCCAUUUUUAUUAUGACGUUAGGUUGUGAUUUCUUUAAAGACGGCUGUGUGGUUCAACCUGAAGCACAUAGUAGCCUAAUUCUUUCAUUUAAAAAAUACGGAAGAUAUUUGUACUCUUUCACAAAUUCUUCCUGUGUUUUAUGUAUAGUUCUGUAUAGAUUUAAUGCUAAAUAUCCCCCAAAAAAUUAAAGAAAAAAAGAUUUUGGAGCCAAACUGUUAAGCAUUUAAGGAGUUACUUUUGUAUAAAAUUAUUUCUUUUUUAGUACGUUUUUCUCUUUUUUUGUACAUUUUACUGACUUGACUUCAUGUUCUGUAAAAAUAAAUACACUUCAUAAUUCAUCUCAUUAAAGUACAGUUUCUUAGUGUCGACACUUUUUUUUUAAGUACAAUCUCACUUUUAACUUGCUUCUUUUAACUCUCUUUUAACCUAGUGGUUCACAGCGAUUUGUGAACACUGCAAAUUAGAAGUAGAAUGUAAUGUUUUCAUUCAUUUUCAUUACAAUAAUUGUACCCGUUACCCAAUACUGUGAUAGCUUUGUUUCAUUGUUAUGUAUAUAUAUAAACUGUCCUCCUUGUUUUACUAGAGAUAUCUCUCUGUCUCUCUGCAGUUAUCACUCAGAAUGUUGAAAAGAAAUACUAUUAUCAACUUUAUCUUUGCACGUCAUGCUUAUAGGUUAGUGUGCCUUAAUGUGCAAGAGAUUUUAUUUCCUUUUUGUUACGUGUGAGUUUUUACCAAUUGGGAAUUUCACGCGAUGCAUAGUCAGUCUCUUGGUCGAUCUGUGAUAUGCCAGAUUCUGAAAGCCAGUGCGGUCUGAACGAUGAUGAUAUAAAAUUCUUGGAAGAUGGAUGGUGGGUAAAGAGAAAUCUAGCACAUGUGAGAGAAAAUAGGACCAAGUGAUUGUCUUACUUUCUUUUCUUUUAUUCAGCAUAACGAGGAUAAAUAUUUUCUCGUCUUUACUUUUCAUCGCUUCCCAAAAUCCCCACACAGUUUGUGAUACGGCAUUAUAUGCAUUCCAUGGGUUGGAUACCAGGAAGGCCCUUAGCAGCUCAUACAUUUUAAGAUUUCAAAUCCUACACCUCGGACUUGUAUUCACUGUCACACUGCUAUCGAUCGAUCUUGUCGUAUGUACAUAUUUGAAGAUGUUCUGUGAACAGAAGUAUUUUUAUAUAGUGCAAGCCAAAAAAUGUUGCAAUUGUAAUGUCAUGCUCUACCCAGAACAAGUAGGUAUGUGUAAUAUGUACUAAUAAAAUGUUAAACCAGUU
Molecule: messenger RNA, 8354 nt
Organism: Macrobrachium nipponense
Lineage: Eukaryota; Metazoa; Arthropoda; Malacostraca; Decapoda; Palaemonidae
Gene: Klp31E
Product: kinesin-like protein KIF21A
Exons: 29
Coding region: 32-4771 (1579 amino acids)
Biological process (GO): mitotic spindle organization; spindle elongation; microtubule-based movement
Cellular component (GO): microtubule associated complex
Molecular function (GO): microtubule binding; ATP binding; microtubule motor activity
Source: RefSeq, a predicted model, not a curated record